GCUUAGACGUAUACGGCGAUGUUUCGGCGGUAGUUUUAAAUGGAUAAACCUAUACGUACGUGCUACUACACAAUUUCCUGUGCGCAGUCUACAUAUAUGUAGAUAACAUUAAAGUUUUAAUAUGGAGGCCGUAACAGAAAGAGUUCGUGAUCAUGGAAUUUUUGCAAUACCAGUCGUACAGACUGCAGGAAAAAGCUUUACGAUGCUUAUUGUUUUUAAAUUAUGCCACAACUUUAUCUUUCUAAAAGUUUGUUGUAAUUUAUAUAUGAAUUAUAGACUUUCUAUUUCAAAGCCAGAUUUGGACGAGCUCAAUGUUAUAAAAAUAAUUCCGAAAACCUGCUAUUAAUAAAUGACAUAGCCUGUCUGUCAUAUAUGAUGCACAAAAAUUUUACUACUUUGCGUAAGUAUUUGCCAAAAUUCCCUGCUUGUAUCUGCUACGGUUGUCUGUGUCCUCGUAUAUGUGUUCUGUAGAUUAAAGUAUCGACUAUCGAAAUACGAUAAAUAUCAAAAUAGAAACAUGAAUGUUGUAGUACUCGUUCGAUUUUAUUUCGUAUUACCUUUUACCAAUCGAUGUUACCGGUUAUUUAACAUCGAUUUUUCUUUACGAUAUUAUUAAAGACUUGACAUUAGACUAAUAUGUAGUCUGUGUUCCGCCGAAAAAAAAAUCAUUUUCUGAUAUUUCCGAAUUUUACUUAAAAAUUCAAAAACAUUAAAUUCGUGAACUUUUUGUACGUAUCAUAAUUUAAACUAUGUAUAAAGAAUUAGAUUGAACUCUAAAAUAUGUAUUGAUCACUUAUAUUUUAUAGUUUGCAGCAAAGUAUGAAGUAAUAUUUGUGUAAUUUUAACCUAUCCUCUUACGUAAGUAAAAACAGAAUGGGGAAUACCGUAUCUGCAGAUGCUAAUGUUAACAUAAAAACAGCUACAAAUGACUCAAAUAUACCACCGGAGUGUCCUAUGCAUAAUAAGGGAAUAAAACAACCACAGGAAACUAAGAAAGCAUCGGAAUGUCCUGUCCAACAUGGAUCUGGCAGCGACAUUAAUCCAUAUAAUAUGAUGCCUCCAGCAAACCAACAACCUUCUCCAGACCAACCAUUUGCUCUACCAACACAACGGCAAGUGUCUACUAUUCCACGAGCAAUGCCCGAUGGAUCUACAGAGUUCUGGGUAUAUCCGAGUCAGCAAAUGUUCUGGAAUGCCAUGCUUCGCAAGGGAUGGCGUUGGAAGGAUGAAGAUAUAAAGCAAAAGGAUAUGGAUGAUAUAAUUAAAAUUCAUAAUGCCAAUAAUGAACAGGCAUGGCAGGAAGUUCUGAAAUGGGAAGCUCUUCAUGCUAAAGAAUGUGGACAUCCAAGAUUGAAGAGCUUCGGUGGGAAAGCAACACAAUACAGCCCUAGAGCUCGUUUGCGCUCUUGGCUAGGGUACGAACUUCCGUUUGAUCGCCACGAUUGGAUUGUAGACAGAUGUGGUAAAGAAGUACGGUAUAUUAUCGAUUAUUAUGAUGGUGGUGAACUUGAUAAACAGUAUCAAUUUGCAUUAUUGGAUGUAAGACCAGCCUUUGAUUCUUUCGAGAAUGUUUGGGAUAGAAUGAAAGUUGUGUAUAUGAGAUAUCGCUAUGAGCUGAUUGGAAACAAAGAAGACACCAAAUUAACUAAUUAAUAUUUGUAUUUAAAAAUGAUCAUUUUUGUUUUCUUAAUAUUUCUUGUAUCAAUUCAGAGUUAAUUGACACUUUAAAUAUAUUUUUGUGGAGUUCUUGUGUCGGCAAUGUUUGUCACUUCAUAAACUCUUUGUGAUUGUAUGUUUUCUAACCUAUUUAUUAGAUAUUCAUAAUAAGCUAACCACGCAAGUAUAUAAUUUUAAAAUCUCAUUAAAUUAUAGAGGUUUGUACCCACUUUGCUUCCGACUAGACUUCACUAAACUAUUAUUAUCAGUAGUACUUAAUACAAAAACAUAUAAUUAUAUCAUAGAAAAAAUGUAUAGAUAAUUUUAAUGUUGAAAAGAAAUUUCUUUUUGA
Achroia grisella is the source of this 2008-nucleotide messenger RNA. RefSeq names its product holocytochrome c-type synthase (gene Cchl). Gene Ontology annotation, cellular component: mitochondrion. The record is from RefSeq and is a predicted model, not a curated record. Lineage: Eukaryota; Metazoa; Arthropoda; Insecta; Lepidoptera; Pyralidae. The coding region runs from base 874 to 1653 and encodes 259 amino acids. Gene Ontology annotation, biological process: cytochrome c-heme linkage. The transcript is spliced from 4 exons. Gene Ontology annotation, molecular function: holocytochrome-c synthase activity.